This is a messenger RNA of Malassezia pachydermatis, 210 nucleotides long. RefSeq lists its product as hypothetical. The record is from RefSeq and is a predicted model, not a curated record. Bases 1 to 210 code for a protein of 69 amino acids. The transcript is spliced from 2 exons. Lineage: Eukaryota; Fungi; Basidiomycota; Malasseziomycetes; Malasseziales; Malasseziaceae.
AUGGAAAGUCGUGCCGAGGAGGAUAACGAGUCAUGCUUGGAUGUAUCCUCUCUGUGGCAAACGCAAUGGAAUCGUGAAGCCAAUGAGAAUGGCGACCAACCAAGUGGUCACGUUGUGAAGCUGGCAUCCUUGCUCGCCUCGACUGCCUUGCGGCAUGUGCUCUGGACGCAGGGCCAAGUGCCAGCAGAAUGGAUUAUACCAGUACCUUGA